Molecule: messenger RNA, 498 nt
Organism: Castor canadensis (American beaver)
Lineage: Eukaryota; Metazoa; Chordata; Mammalia; Rodentia; Castoridae
Product: sperm acrosome-associated protein 5-like
Biological process (GO): fusion of sperm to egg plasma membrane involved in single fertilization
Cellular component (GO): sperm flagellum; acrosomal vesicle
Molecular function (GO): lysozyme activity
Source: RefSeq, a predicted model, not a curated record
AUGCAGGCCUGGGGCACUGUGCUGGUGACCAUGACCACACUGAUGAUUACCACUAUGGAUGCGAAGAUUUAUGAGCGCUGUGAGCUGGCAAAGAAGCUAGAGAAGGCAGGCCUCAAUGGCUUCCAAGGCUACAGCGUCGGAGACUGGCUAUGCAUGGCACACUAUGAGAGUGGCUUUGACACCUCCUUCGUGGACCACAAUCCUGAUGGCAGCAGUGAAUACGGAAUUUUCCAGCUAAACUCGGCCUGGUGGUGUGACAACGGUGUCACACCCACCCAGAACCUCUGCCACAUGGAUUGUCUUGACCUGCUCAACCACCAUAUUCUGGACGACAUCUUGUGUGCAAAGCAGGUCGUGUCCUCAUAUAACAGUAUGAAUGCCUGGGACUCUUGGGCCCAGCACUGUUCUGGUCAUGAUUUAUCUGAAUGGCUGAAGGGGUGUGAUAUGUAUGUGAAAAAUGACUCAAGGAAACACGGUGACUUAGAUUCCUGGGGAUAG